CGAUUUCCUGUCAAUUCCCCACUAAGACCAGUCAAUUCCCUCACCGGCUUUCCACCUACACACUCCUUGGGUCCGCCUGUGCCCCUCGCCAUUCUUCGCCCUCGCCAAUCCCUCCGGUCGUGACAACCCACUGAGACACGUUGACCCUCGUCACUGAUGGGGGCAUCGCCAACCUAGCGAUCUCCCUCCUUUCUUCGCCUUAUCGCCCUCUUAUAUCGUUCCCUUCCCGCCCGAGACGAGCCAUCGCCGACUAUGGGAGUCUCCCCGUCCGGCAACCAUCAUCGACGGCGGAGCUCAGUGCUGGCGGGCACCUCACAAUCAGCUCCAAUCGAACACCGGGACGACGGUGCGAGGGUCGUUGGCGACGCUGUGGGGCCGAAAAAAGAAGAACCCAAGUCCUCGCCGGCUGAGGACGCAGACAUCUCGGAUCUUUCGUCAAUCGCAGAAAGCUUGGAGAUGGAUUAUAUGAGCUCGGAUGACGAUCUCCACGAUGAUGAAGAGACGGGCCUUACCGCGAAGCAGAGACGCCAAAGACGCCGCAGAAGACAACAGCGGAGGCAGUUGGAUGCCCGUAUCGCCGAUGUCAAAGCCUCGCGGCAAGAUGCGAUACCACUAGGAUUGGGAGAUCGGGAGGUCUUCAAGCGCUUGUCGAUCAAUGCGGGCUUGAUUCUGAUGUGGUAUUUCUUCUCGCUGUCCAUCUCAAUUUACAACAAGUGGAUGUUUUCUGAUGAUGAUGUCGUGUUCCCUUUCCCUCUCUUCACCACCAGUCUGCAUAUGGCUGUCCAAUUCACCUUCUCAUCCAUUAUCCUGUAUCUGAUUCCCUCUCUGCGCCCCAAGGCGCCUACGACACCCACGCCUUCGGGAUCGCCCGUGAGCGAGCAUGCUGCGUUCGAGCCCCAACCGGUGAUCACCAAGUUCUUCUACCUGACGCGUCUUGUUCCCUGCGGUACAGCGACUUCCCUUGAUGUUGGUCUGGGGAACAUGUCUUUGAAAUUCAUCUCCCUGACUUUCCUCACCAUGUGCAAAUCAUCCGCAUUAGCAUUUGUGCUUCUCUUUGCCUUUGUGUUCCGCCUCGAGACCCCGUCCGUCAAGUUGAUCGUGAUUAUUGCCACCAUGACCGUGGGUGUCGUGAUGAUGGUCGCAGGCGAGACCGCCUUUAAUGUAGUCGGAUUCAUCCUUGUCAUCGCAUCGGCGUUCUUCUCGGGCUUCCGCUGGGGCCUCACGCAAAUCCUCCUUCUCCGCCAUCCUGCGACGGCGAAUCCUUUCUCGACCCUCUUCUUCCUCACGCCCGUGAUGUUUUUCUCCCUGAUUGUCAUUGCCCUGGCGGUAGAAGGCCCUCUGGAAAUCAUUGCCGGCUUCCAGGCCCUGGCCGAUGCCCGUGGCGGCAUGUUUGCUGUUUUCCUCCUGAUUUUCCCCGGCAUCCUGGCUUUCUGCAUGAUUUCCUCGGAGUUUGCGCUCCUCAAGCGCUCCUCGGUCGUGACGCUGAGCAUUUGCGGCAUUUUCAAGGAGGUCGUCACCAUCAGUGCCGCGGGAGUCAUUUUCCACGACCAACUCACCGUGGUCAAUAUCACGGGGUUGGUGGUCACCAUUGGCAGCAUUGCCUCGUACAACUACAUGAAGAUCGCCAAAAUGCGCGCCGAAGCGCAGAAGAGCGCGUGGACCCGGAGCCCGACCCUGGACUCCGAAGACGAUUCGGACCCCAGCGGGGAACGUGGCGAAUACCAACGGAUCCGCAAUCCGGAAACGAGCAUGUUCCAUUCUUCCGACACCCAUGUUGACGAGGACAACGUUAACAUCACCCCCGACGAUGACUUGACCGCUGGCGGUCGGCGCUCGUUCCGUGUUCGUGCCAGCGGAGCCAGCAACGCGCUCGGGCUGAGUAUCAACACGACCAAUCUCGGCGACCACGAUACAUCACUCUCUCCGCGGGUGUCCGGCCCCUCGCCUAUGAAAUCUGCACCGCCGGUGAUCACGUCCCUCGAAGCGGAGCUUAACCGGCCGGGCCAGGGCCCUAGCUAUGGGAGCAACCUCCAACCCUCCCCAGAACGGGGAUUGCAUGGGCAAGGGCGUUCAGCGACUUAGAGAUCAUAGAGAUCAUCUUUGGACAUGAAGUUUUGUGCACCUUGGUUCCCGGAACCACUGGAAUGGUUCACCCUGGAUCUUCGCUUUCUACUUUCCUUUAUCCCCGCAGACCCUUUGGUCGGUCUGAAAACGUAAUGGCAUCAGCGUUUGAGUCCCGAUUGUCAUGUUUUGGACUUGAUGGUCCUUCUUUUAUAACGGCGGUUCAGCAUGCCUUGAAGUUGGCAUGUCGGAGUACAUUGGGCGUCCCGCACAUAAUGGCAGACGAUGUCUGGUAUAGACAGUGAUUUAUCGAGUGAUACCAUGUUAUCUAUCUCUUAGCUCGGAACGAGUUUAAUCGCAUGUGCGGCAGU
Aspergillus ibericus CBS 121593 is the source of this 2432-nucleotide messenger RNA. Its product is annotated as putative nucleotide-sugar transporter. Gene Ontology annotation, biological process: UDP-glucose transmembrane transport. The transcript has 2 exons. Gene Ontology annotation, cellular component: Golgi apparatus; endoplasmic reticulum-Golgi intermediate compartment; cis-Golgi network. Gene Ontology annotation, molecular function: antiporter activity. The record is from RefSeq and is a predicted model, not a curated record. Lineage: Eukaryota; Fungi; Ascomycota; Eurotiomycetes; Eurotiales; Aspergillaceae. The coding region runs from base 253 to 2082 and encodes 609 amino acids.